Messenger RNA from Parnassius apollo (apollo), 753 nucleotides. The record is from the annotation of a GenBank genome assembly. Lineage: Eukaryota; Metazoa; Arthropoda; Insecta; Lepidoptera; Papilionidae.
AUGGAUAUCAAUACUGAAGAAUUUAUAUCUGCGGUACAACAUCGCACUGCUAUUUGGCAGAGCAAACAUCUGCAACAUUUAAAUAGGAAGGUCAUAAAUAAAUUAUGGGAAGAAAUAAAACAAUUGUUUCCUGGAAGUAACGAUAAACAGCUGCGAAAGAAAUGGAAAAAUUUAAGGGACCAUUUUCGUAAAGAACUAAAGAAGUUUCCACCAGCACGCUCAGGUGAUCCAGGUGAUACUCUGCAGUCCACUUGGCCUUAUUUUCAACAAAUGUUAUUUAUUAAAGAUGAUUUAACUGCUGAACAAUCUUCCGGAAAUUUGGAUGCAGUAACACACAACAUUUCACAAGACCAUGCCGAUACAGAUGACUCUAGUGUAAUAACCGAUGUCACUGAUACAAUAUCUCAAUCGAGUUCAGGAAGCAAAAAGCGCAAGUGUGCUUCUGAUUACAGAGAGCAAUUUAUUGAACUCGAAAAUAAAAAAAUUGUGUUACUUCAAAUUAAACUUUCGCAAGCAACUACAUCUUCAAAUGAUGGUGAAGAGAAAUGUGAAGAUUAUUAUUUCUUCAAAAGUCUCAUUCCACAAAUGAGAGCAUUUCCGCCAUUACAAAAACUGCGAGUAAAAAACAAAAUUAUGCAAUUAUUAAUGGCAGAGACAGAAAAAUUGGAGUACGAAAGACGAUAUGACUCAUAUGGCUUUAAUACCCAAAGCAACAUGGAUUUCAACCCUUAUAAUAAUAUGGAUAGACAGUAA